This is a messenger RNA of Diachasmimorpha longicaudata, 2877 nucleotides long. RefSeq lists its product as uncharacterized. NCBI's taxonomy places the organism in Eukaryota, Metazoa, Arthropoda, Insecta, Hymenoptera, Braconidae. Bases 216 to 2741 code for a protein of 841 amino acids. The record is from RefSeq and is a predicted model, not a curated record. The transcript is spliced from 2 exons.
CCUUACUGAUCGCACUCAACUCAACAGACUCGAGAAGUACAUCACCAAAGACUACGCUCAACACGGCAACGAUCAGUAAGGCAGAAGAGACACGCAAUCAGAAGAUACUCAAUAAUCAGCGGAGUCACCUAUCAAAAGACACUCACCAAUGUGUGUUGCUAGCCACAGCCCAAGCAAGAAUCCAAUCUCCAAGAGGCUUCACACUGAGUAUAAGAAUGCUCCUCGAUCAAGGAUCAGAGCUAUCCUUCAUCUCCGAGCAACUAGUAAAAUCUCUCUACCUCUCAAUAAGGUCAUCAUCAAUUGAGCUCAUCGGAAUCGCAGAGACGAACGCAGGACGCACGAGAGGAGUAGCUUCAAUUACACUCUACGCACUCGACGGGUCAGAACAAGUUGACCUUGAUGCCCACGUCCUCAAGAAACUCACCGUGAAGCUACCAUCCUUCUCCUGCAAAUCACCAAGGAUCGACCCACUCCAAGGUCUUCAACUAGCCGAUCCAGACUAUCUCAAACCUGGGCCAAUAGACAUCAUAUUAGGAGCUGAUACCUAUGGGCGGAUCCUCAAGCAGAGAGUAGUCAGCUCCAGUAAUACUCAAUUAGUUGGCCAACAAACCGUAUUCGGAUGGAUCCUAUCCGGACCAGUCGAAUGCAAAGGUUGUUCACCAAGGAUUUCAUUAUCGGCCGUAAAGGAAUCCACCAAUGAACAACUCCUAGAGCUUCUUCAAAGAUUUUGGACCCAGGAAGAAUUACCCACAACGCAGAACUCAGAGCUAUCACCAGAUGAACUCCAGUGUGAGAAAAUAUUUACGUCCACGCACUCAAGAGACAAGACCGGGCGUUAUACAGUUAGACUCCCUCUAAGGACAUCAGCAGAAGCACUCGGCAACUCAAAGCUCAAAGCCUCAAGGCAACUACAGUCAGUUGCACGUCGUCUCAAGGCAGACGAUAAUUAUGCCAAGCUCUAUAGAGACUUCAUCGAUGAGUAUGAGACAUUAGGACACAUGAGGAGAGCACCAAUAGAAGAAGAACCCUCCACAGCAUACUAUCUACCGCAUCACGGGGUUCUACGAGAAGACGCACUCACUACGAAAUUGAGAGUAGUCUUCAACGGCUCAAGCAAAACCUCAUCAGGAAUAUCCCUCAACGAUAUCCUCUAUCCUGGGGGGAAGCUCCAAGCAGACACGAUGAACGUCUUGACAUGGCUGAGAAAGCACAAACUAGUCUUUGGAACAGACAUAGUCAAGAUGUUUCGACAGAUAAACGUUCACAAGGACCAGUGGAAUCUCCAGAGAAUACUGUGGCACAAUUCGCAACAACAGCUCAUCACCUACGAGCUCACCACAGUUACGUACGGACUCAACUGUUCUCCAUGGCUAUCUCUAAGAGUGCUCCAGCAAUUAGCAGAGGACGAAGGCCAUCGAUAUCCUGCCGCAGUUGAGACACUCACCAAAGGCAGAUAUGUCGAUGACAUUUAUGGUGGAGCAGAAACCGCAGAAGAACUCAGAGAAAUCGCCUGGCAGCUAAGUGGUCUUUGCCAAGCAGGCGGGUUUCCACUCCAGAAGUGGAGCAGCAACUGUCCACAAGCCUUGGAGACAUUAGGAAUAUCAUCAACUCAAUCGAUAAUCCAAUUCCAAGAGCCUAUCACCAAAGUCCUUGGAUUGUAUUGGCAUCAAACCAGUGAUACAUUCCAAUACAAAUCAAAGGAGUUUGAUUCAGCAGUGUUCACGAAGAGGACAACACUAUCAGAAAUAGCUCAACUCUUCGAUCCAUUGGGACUCAUCGCACCAGUAGUCACUCGAGGAAAAAUAAUCAUCCAGGAUCUAUGGAAGUUAAAACUCAACUGGGAUGAACCUCUACCAGAAGACUAUCAACGCCAAUGGAAAGACUUCAGGCUAAAUCUCAAUACGCUGAAUCAAAUCUCAGUACCGAGAUGGUUGAGAAUUUCAUCCAAGACGAAGAGAAUCCAAAUCCAUGGAUUCGCAGACGCCUCCACCGCAGCAAUGGGUGCAGUAGUGUACCUCAGGACAGAGAACUUCAAUGAGCCUACUUCAACAGUACUGGUCUGCGCAAAAACAAGAGUGGCUCCUAUCAAGCGUAUGACCAUUCCUCGUCUUGAACUCAACGCAGCUGUCCUGCUUACGAAGUUAGUGGUCAUCACCAAAGAGAUGCUCGACCUCAGGGAAGUAGAAACUCACCUAUGGACAGAUUCUAUGGUAACCCUGGCAUGGAUAAAAGGACACCCCUCAAGAUGGAAAGACUACGUCCAAAACCGAGUCAUCAAAAUCCAGGACUCACUCCCAGAUGCAAGCUGGAGACAUAUCAGCGGCAAGGAGAAUCCAGCCGACUGUGCCUCAAGAGGAAUAGCUCCUCAAGAGCUAGCAGUACAUCCCCUAUGGUGGACCGGACCUGAAUGGAUUAAUCAGGAUCCCCAGGAAUGGCCUUCCUCAAUAGAAGACGUCCCAGCAGUAGCAGCAACCGAAGCAAGACCGUCACCGUCCUAUCCAGUGGCCAUGAAGAUCAAUGCCUUAGCCGAACUACUCAACAGGUACUCCAGAAUGGAAAAGGUACUCCAAGUAACAGCGACACUGAACAGAGCAAUCGAGCGAUUUAGAAGACAGCCAGUUCCCCAGACGCCCGUCCUCACCAUCAGAGAACUCACCGAGGCCAGGAUAUUCUGGCACAUCAGCUGUUCAUCUCGAGCUCGUGUCCAGGCAGACGACAGAUGCCUUCAUAGGGGCAUAUAAGAGAUUCACCGGAAGAAGAGGAAUCCCCGAAGUGAUGUACAGCGACAACGCCACUACAUUUGUUGGCGCAGCCUCAGUACUCAAGACGCUGUACAAUCAACCCUCGAGAGAGAACCUCGAGAUUCAAGCUGCCCUC